GUUAUUUUAACACAUAAACAAUAGGUAGAAAGUGAUACUAUAACGAGUGAUUUAUAAAAAGAGUUGAUUAUGGCCCGUUAUUUUCGAGAGGAAGAUAUAGAUGAAUUCAGGGAAUGUUUCUAUUUGUUUGCAAGAAGUGGUCAAAUUCGUACUCUGGAUGAACUCACAAUCAUUAUGAGAUCAUUGGGAUUGAGUCCCACUAUUGCAGAAUUAAAUAAAUAUUUAAAGGACAAAGGUGGAAAGAUGUCGUUUGCUGACUUCUUAGAGGUGAUGCAUCUACAGACUAGGUCAGAGGACCUUCCGAAAGAAGUGAUACAAGCAUUCCAAGCUGCAGAUAAGUCUAGAAGCGGUACCAUACCUGCUCGGCAAUUGGCCCACAUGCUGCUUCAUUGGGGCGAACAACUAAGCAACAAAGAAGUGGAACAAAUCUUUCGUGAGGCUAAUGUGUCCCCAAGUGGGUACGUUAAGUACGAAGACUUUGUAAAGAUAGCCUGUGCUCCAGUACCUGAUUACUACUAGAAAUCAAUAUUCCACGGAUAUUUUAAUAAAUCUUUUAUAAUACGACAUAUAUUUAUAACAAAUACUUAUAAUAAAGGUGUAUUAUCCUUAA
Messenger RNA from Dufourea novaeangliae, 610 nucleotides. Its product is annotated as calmodulin-like protein 4. Gene Ontology annotation, cellular component: myosin II complex. The transcript has 5 exons. The record is from RefSeq and is a predicted model, not a curated record. NCBI's taxonomy places the organism in Eukaryota, Metazoa, Arthropoda, Insecta, Hymenoptera, Halictidae. Gene Ontology annotation, molecular function: calcium ion binding. Bases 70 to 519 code for a protein of 149 amino acids.